AUCAGAGGCUCCAUCGUCUGUUUCACCUCUCUAUCCACACACAGCAGUGGCAGGUGCUGAAGCUGAAGCUGGAGCUGGGAUGCACAAACUGGAUCGUGACUGCUGGAUUUGGUCACCUAGACCUCCUCUGUGUCUCCAUCCUCAGCACUCGGGGAGCUUUGUUUCAGUCAUGGCGAGCCACCGAGAAGAAAAGGAGGAAGAUGGAGAAACAAGAGAACUUCCUGCUGUGUGUUGCUACACGACAGGAUGUGAUGACGCUAUCAGUCAGGCUGCUGAUGCUCAGUGGUCCACCUACGAGCCUCCGGGUCACUCAGGGAUUCCCUGCAGCACAGCCCUGAGUCAGCAUGAUGCAGGUGCUUCUUUGCAGCAAAUAACAGUGAUUGAAGCUGACCAGGGGGACGCAGUCCAGCAUUUCAUGUGUGGUCAGUGCUGGGAAGGUGCAGGGAUGGAAACCCAAAGAUGUGCGUGCGUUUACAGGCAGAGGGAACUAGAAGGUCUGGGUCACUGCUCAUCAGGAUCUCCGUUUAUCUACUGUGGAGUGAGGACAAACGUCAUCAUUGGAGUGGAGGUUGUGGAGGAGGUUGCAGUUGAAGACACUCUGGAAGUAAUAACAGAGGACAUUUAUGCCGAUGAGUUGCUGGAUCCAGAUGCAUGCCAAGAUGACCCUCCAUACCCCACAUGAAACUAGAGUGCCUUUCAGUGAUUCUCAGUUUCACUGUAUGCUGUGUAAACAAAAUUUUAUUCACAGACAGGUGAGAAAUAAAAAAAAAAAAAUGCAGUUAUGUCUGGGCUGAAAAGCUACCUAUUGUUAAUUCUACAUAUUUUUGAAACCUAGGGAAUGAAUGCUAUUCUUCUAAGAUAUUCACUCAUUUGGUGUUAUGUGAUGACAGUAAAGAAUGCAGUCAAAAAUCUCCCAUACGUGUUUAUUUGGGUUAAAAUGUAAUGAUGCUGAAGGCUAACAUGACUGAAAUAAUCAACAGAGUAACACCUCACACUCUGAAUGAAUGUACUGACCUAGAAAACACAUCCCCAUCAGGAUAGAAAUACUUUCCUUAACC
Archocentrus centrarchus (flier cichlid) is the source of this 1058-nucleotide messenger RNA. RefSeq lists its product as uncharacterized. The record is from RefSeq and is a predicted model, not a curated record. The coding region runs from base 80 to 682 and encodes 200 amino acids. The transcript is spliced from 4 exons. NCBI's taxonomy places the organism in Eukaryota, Metazoa, Chordata, Actinopteri, Cichliformes, Cichlidae.